Messenger RNA from Chelmon rostratus (copperband butterflyfish), 790 nucleotides. RefSeq lists its product as uncharacterized. Lineage: Eukaryota; Metazoa; Chordata; Actinopteri; Chaetodontiformes; Chaetodontidae. The record is from RefSeq and is a predicted model, not a curated record. The transcript has 8 exons. Bases 106 to 735 code for a protein of 209 amino acids.
UGCAAACACCCGUAGGUUAGGCAAAGAAGAGCUGAUCAUCAUUCAGCUCUGUGCGUGAAGGAAUGACACCAGCACAGGUAAAAAGGAAAACAUCAGAGAAUAGUUAUGAGAGAGAUAUCUCGAUAUGUUUUGCUCGGUCACUUCCUCAUAGCUGUCAGCUCUGUCUGUGUUCCCACUGUGUGUCUGAGAUGUAACGUCACCGGACAAACACCAGCAGAUUCUUGUCCACUCUGUCCAAACAGUACAGCGCAGUGCAUCAGUGUACCUCCAGAUAUCCCAUCAAACUGCUACAAAGACUUCCAGGUUUCUAUCAACACUACUGGAUCCAAUGUAAAGGAAGGUGAUGACAUCAUUCUAACAUGUGUCCAUAACCUUCCAAAUCUGACAUUUUUGACGUUUUGGUGGAUGAAGGGGCAGGAAACCCUGCAAGGCCAAAAUGAAAGCGAGCUGGUUCUCAACAAAGUGCUUUCACAUAAGGCAGGGCCGUACACCUGCUCUGUGAAUUGCUCAUGUGGCAUUUACAAGUCUUUGCCACACGAUGUCAGUGUAAGCAACCAAAGUAUGGUACUCCUGGUGAUCUGUGGUGUUUCUGCUUUGGUCCUGGUUGUGAUUAUGGGCCUGGCUAUGAAGUUCAAGCUGAAAAGAGACAACGCUAAACACAGAGAGAGGAUGAAGCAGAGGGAACAGGCUGAGCAGCGUGGCGGCCCAGCUCCAUUCACACCAAGAGAGUCCUAAAUACAAAACACCAUCACAUUCAAAAAUAAUGAAUAUUGUUUCGUAAUUUGCUGUU